Colletotrichum spaethianum is the source of this 324-nucleotide messenger RNA. RefSeq lists its product as uncharacterized. The record is from RefSeq and is a predicted model, not a curated record. The transcript is spliced from 4 exons. Lineage: Eukaryota; Fungi; Ascomycota; Sordariomycetes; Glomerellales; Glomerellaceae. Bases 1 to 324 code for a protein of 107 amino acids.
AUGCCUGUUCCUUUCGAGACGCUGAUUCCUUAUGGAAUCAUGAUUGCCAUGUUCGGCGUCACCGGUACCGGGCUGCAUGUCAUCAAGGGCAUCCAGAAUGGUGGGAAAAAGCCCGUUGGGGUUUGGACCAGUGGGAUCGGCAAAGUAUAUACUCCCGGCGAACUUAACUACCGAUUACUCGACCUCGAGCUAACAGAAAUGCUUACAGUGAUGGACCGAGACCGUAGACUGACGGGCGACUUGCGUGGACAAAUUGGCAACCACGAAGCGCCUCCGGGCUUCGAGCUGAACAACCCUUGGAGAUUAGAGAAGCGCAUCUCGUAG